AUGUGUCACAACCUACUCAAGACAAAUGCUUUGACAGGAAGGGAGGAGAGAGAUGAUGAUCAAGCAGCUGCAACUGCAGGCAAUGGUCAGGAGGAGGGUUGGCUUAUGCAGGUGGUCAGGAUACUACAGUUAGCAAACCUGGUGCUGACAGCAGAGGAGGCAAUUGUACGGGCGAUGGGUCUUGUCAGCAUUAGCAAUCAAGCUCCAAGAGGGGAGGCAGAGAAGAUUCCCAAGGACAUCUCGAGUGCCAUUGCACACAUUAAGAAACUUAGUGAUAACAACUGGCACACCUGGGAGCCCACCUUUAUCGACUGUCUGCAAUGGGUGCACAAUGCAAAGGAAAUCUUAUAUGGUGAAAUAGCACCUGGAAGCGAGGGAUAUGAUGAGGACCUGGACAAGGUGCUGGUAGGUCUUAUCCAUGCUUGCUGUGAUCACAGCCUGGAAAGCUGCAUCGACACAUACACCAUCAGGGGUGCAGAUGAGGAGGCCCAACUUGGAAGUACACUUUACACUAAGCUUAGGAAGGCACUAACAUUGAAUGACAUGGUGAAGCUAGGCAAGGAACUUGACUCCAUUUGGAACGAUGCUGCACAUCUUGGGAAGCGCCUUGAUGAGGACCUAAAGAAAUCCACGCUCUACUGUUGCACAGCACAAGAUUGGUUCUAUGCCAACUCUGUUGAUGCACUCAAGAUGGCCAAACCAGACUUGAUCGAAAGCGGGGAGCAAUCAGCAUACAACACCUGGAUUGUUGAUUCAGGUGCAACUCAUCAUAUGGUAAAUGAUGAGAGAAUGCUGCUCACCUCAACAAGCAAGGACGGUCAGAUCAGUACAGCAGGGGAUGAAAAGUGUCAUGGGCCUGGAUGCUCAAGAAGCAGGAGGGUCACGGGUUCAUAUGGAAGGAGCACAGGUAUCGAAGAUCUAGUCGAUACCAGUAGAGAGCAUGGUCGUAGUGCAGUCUCCAUGGAGACCAUGGACUCCUAUGGACUCACAUGCAAAGGAGAACCGAGCCACAUGCAAGGAGGGCCAGGCACAGCCACAAGGAGGACCAAGCUCAAGGAGCAGGCACAGCCACAAAGAGGACCAAGCUCAGAUGGUUACCACUCAGGGGCUUGA
Messenger RNA from Ustilago hordei, 1113 nucleotides. RefSeq lists its product as uncharacterized. The coding region runs from base 1 to 1113 and encodes 370 amino acids. Lineage: Eukaryota; Fungi; Basidiomycota; Ustilaginomycetes; Ustilaginales; Ustilaginaceae. The transcript has 4 exons. The record is from RefSeq and is a predicted model, not a curated record.